AUGGUCUCCUCUAUUUUUCUUCUGGUAAGCAUUUGGAUUGCUUCGAUCAUUGCCCAUGCAGCAACACCUUUCACCGUGCCUUGGACGGGCCAGACAUACGGCCCGGAUGGUCCCUGGCAAGCUGUCCAGGUCAAAAUCGGCAGCGACCGGCAAAAGAUAGCUCUCUACCCCGGAGGAGCCUGGCAGAGCUACAUCCUCCUCUCCUCAACUUGCUCUAAUACUUCAAUAUCAUCCUACUGCUAUGCUAACCGGGCGGGUGUCUUCGACAAACUGACCUCCACCACGUAUGACGACACGGCCAUCCGGCUGACCAUCAACGAUGGAACAUGGGGACCGCUACACUUUGGCGCUGCCACCGACAACCCCAUCUACGGCACCGCCAAGUGGGCUCUCGAUUCGAUCGAUAUCUCGGGCGUCGUGGUCCCGUACGUCAGUUUGAACGUGGUGGACCAGGGGUACCAGAUAUACCCGGAUGGGACCAAUUACCCUCUCGAGCUUGGAGUCCUCUCCCUGGGAGCCCCCAGUUUACAACAGCAGUUCGCAAACCGAGGACAGCCCACCAUCAACGGCACUUUUUUCGACAGUUAG
Molecule: messenger RNA, 588 nt
Organism: Aspergillus aculeatus ATCC 16872
Lineage: Eukaryota; Fungi; Ascomycota; Eurotiomycetes; Eurotiales; Aspergillaceae
Exons: 1
Coding region: 1-588 (195 amino acids)
Source: RefSeq, a predicted model, not a curated record